UAGAGCAUUGGGACCUGUGAGGUUGUUAUAGAGUUCGAUAAUCUCAGCUUAUGAUCCGAGGUUCACUGUUCGACGCUCCCUAACAGUGUCAGUUUGUUUUUCCUUUCGAAGCUGAGAAACAGGCCUGUCAGUGCUGACGUAGUUGUGUUCUUGUGCAAGACACUUAACCCUAAUUGCUCUGGAUGGCAUAUAUAUUGCUAAGUGAGAUAGUCACUAACUACUACAAUGAUCCCGACUCAAAAUCAUAGUUGUUCACGGGGAGAUAUUAUUGUACACCAAUCAAGCUGUGAAGCAUUACAUCAAAGUCUCAGAUUCUAACACACUCUAUUCACAACAUCAUGUUCACGUCGAUGGGAUGAUGCACAUUUAGUCACCCAUCGUGGACCUUGGACAUUGGUGUACAAGGCGCCCGCCGGUACGACAGUAUCUGGGUACAAUGAUUACUACUCACACUUCGCUGACAGCACCUCAUCUAGUACUCUCAAUGAUGGGACGGUGUCAGUCAUGCGUGACUUCAGUUCCGGCGGAAGUGCCUUUAAAUCAUCGAAACUACUUCAGUGGGAGUCUGGAAUCACCAUAUCCGCUGUGAGGUUGUCGGUGUUCAAAAACGGAGAGGAGGCAGCCUACGUGGUGUUUGAUGCGCGCGGGAAAGGGAAACUGGACUGGUUCGACUGUAAUAACAUCAUUGGGUCCAGCUACACGGAUAUAGCAUCUUACUCGACCCCAAAUUACUGUGGAUUCUCACCGUAUACUUCUGGUUACAAACGAAACUUCUACAUCAACGCCUAUGGUACCGCAUGUUCAUCAACCUAUGGUUGGAUAAUGUUUAAGGAUUUCAACGCUAAUGCCGGAUGUUCUGUGUGGGAUCCGCAUUCAACUACUCUGCCAUACAUAAAGUACUCGACUGGCACUACGCUGCAAAAUUUUUAUACUGGUUCAGUUUCCAGCGGCGACAGCUUGGCUAUAUUUAUCAUGGAAUGGCACAUGGUAUUCAAGGGAGUCCAAGGUGUGACCCCAGCGGCGGGAUCCUUGGUCACUCUAUGGACAGGUUCUACCGUGGAAAAUGACAACGACAACACGAAAACUACGAUAACAACAUCGCCCAGUGAUACAGUGAAAUCAAGCCUGGUGGAGGACUGGGAGGGAUAUUUCACCAUGAUCGAUAUGGUGAAGUACGCCUAUUUCACGAGCGGAGAUGAAAAGGCCUAUGUUGUGUUUGAUGGACGGGGGACUACUAAGACCACCUGGUUCGCUGAUGGGAAGGAGAUAUAUUCCAGUUAUAGUGACGUCACAACUGAUACUCCAACUACAAGUGGCAUAAAUGGGGAUUCCUACCGGAAGUUUGCGCUUAUACGAACUAGUAGUUCCUGUGCGGGUCUCUACGCAUGGAUGAUGGUCCUGGACGUUGGAGGAAGUGCACAAUGUUCUUUUGAUAACGAUGUUCAGACACGCCCCUACUUUUUAUAUAGCAGUAGCACAACAGACAGUCUUGCACAAUCAGGUGGUUCGUGGUACUCUGCUGGCUUUCCUGCUGCGCAUACUCUUGGGAUUUUUGUGAAAGGUUUUUAUCCCGUAAUGAAGUGGGCGAAGGGUCAGGGUAUAUCGCCGGCUACCAGUGUCUACAACUUAUGGGCUGGGACUCAUACUUUGAAUGAAUUUACAACUACUGCCCAUUCGUUCGCGGCCUCCACAGCUACUUAUAAAUCUAGCAUUGUAGAUAGUUGGACAAGCUACUAUAUCUCGGCGGUGCGUGUGUCGAUGUACAAAAGUGGUGUGGAACAGGCCUAUAUAGUUUUCGAUGCCCACGGAACUGACAAAACAACCUGGUUUGAUUGCGACAGAAUCCUGUAUACGAAUUACGUGGACCUCAACAGACGGACAUCCUCCCUGGUUUACUGUAGUAUUGCUGGAGACUCCUCUCAAAGUAGGCGGUUUUUCGUCGAGUACGUCUACAGUAGCUGUGACACAGCGGGUGGAUGGAUAGGAGUGUUUGAAGGUUCUUCCUGUAACUAUGACAACACGGAUACUUCACCGUUCGCUAUGUACAGUGACACUGACCCUGCCAGAUACGAAUAUAACGUCAAUAUGGCUGUCGCCGAUACUUUUGUCAUAUCCAUCGCCAUGGACGAUUUCUGUGACUUCAGUCCUUGCAAAAAUGGCGGCACGUGUUACCACCGAGGUGUGAAGUAUGAAUGUGUCUGUGCUGGGGACUACUAUGGACUGGACUGCGCAGAUCUCGACGGUAACUUCACAACCUGGACGAAUUGGGACACAUGUAGCACCACGUGCUACGCCUGGGGGACACAAAGUAGGACAAGGACAUGUACUAAUCCCACACCAGCCGGUCCUAACGGUCAAAGCUGUACCGGGGACACUUCAGAAACACAGAAUUGUAUUCCAGACCUGGCCACGUGCUCAGCAUACAACACCGGAAACAUCCAAGUCGAUUCAUCCUACACCAUGGUCUGUAGAGACGGACUUUACAUAUUUGUAUCUAGCGCCUUCUACGGAUACUCCAGCACGUGUUACGAUACAGAUCCCCUGUCUGACGUCAGAGUAGCAUGUCAGGGACAAAACACAAACUGCACCAUUACAUUUAAUGACGCUACUUUCGGCGGAAACCCGUGUUCAUCACAUUCGGUCACGAAAUACGGUUCUGCCACGAUGUACUGUGUUGAUUCUUUGAGAUUAUCUACAUUCCAGGGCCCUUGGCGGCUGGUGUUCAAGGCUCCCUCCGGAACAGCGCCCCCUACAGGUUAUGCUGACAUAGCCUCGUUUUACCUGUCAUCUGACACGUUGAACGAUGGCACAGAGAGCGUCAUGACUGAUUUCUCAUCAGGAGGCUCCAUCUACAAAUCCGCCCUUUUGAAUGAGUGGGGUGUCAACAAGACUUUCUCAGCUGUUCGAUAUUCAGUUUACAAGAAUAGCGAAGAAGUUGCGUAUAUCGUUUACAAUGGACAAGGGACAGCCAAGAACACAUGGAUGGAUUGUAGUAACAUUCUAUAUUCUAGUUACACAGACAUAACGACAGUUUCUAAGGACUAUUGUCUGAUACAGUAUACCGCUAGUACGACAUUUAAACACAAUUUCUACGUAAGUUCAUCAUACGGUGGGUGUAGUGCCGCAACAGGAUGGGUAUUCCUCAAAGACUAUGGAUCCACAACGGGCUGCAAUGCCUGGGCUCCGUACGAUGGUUCUAGGACGGAGCCCUAUAUUGCAUACUCAACAGCAAGCACACUGACAAACUGGAAUGCAGGAAACAUGGACUACGGGGAUGCGCUUGGCAUAUUUGUUCAAGACUGGCAUAUGGUAUUCAAGGGCGUUGAUGGCGUCACUCCGACUGCCGGUAACCUGGAAACCCUCUGGGAGGGGACAACUACAGAGUAUAAUGGUGACGAGACUGUCAAGACGGUCAGUAAAACACCAGCCGUCUCCUACAAAUCGGCCGUGGUUGAGGACUGGUCAAGUAACUGGACAAUCAUUGACCAGGUUCGUUAA
Molecule: messenger RNA, 3498 nt
Organism: Pecten maximus
Lineage: Eukaryota; Metazoa; Mollusca; Bivalvia; Pectinida; Pectinidae
Exons: 23
Coding region: 505-3498 (997 amino acids)
Source: RefSeq, a predicted model, not a curated record